AUGGACCGACAUCUACGCCCGGAUCGUUUUGACACGGAUCCAAACUCUCCAAAUGGUGCCGAUUCCUGGGAACACUGGUAUUAUACGUUCACUAAUUUCCUAGGACCUGUGGAAAAGCAUAAACCAGACAAACUUAAAGCCCUCAUGCACUUUUUGCCGCCUACUGUCUACAAAUUCGUUUCACGAUGCACUGAUUAUGACUCUGCCAUUACGACGCUUCAAUUCCUAUACAUUCAAACGAAGAACGAGAUUUUCGCGUGUCAUCUUCUGGCGACCUCGAGACAGAGCACCAUUGAAACUCUAGAUCAGUUCAUGCAAAAGUUCAGAAACCUUGCUCAAUACUGCAAUUUUAAAGCAGUCAGCGCAAAAGAAAACGAAGAGGACGCCAUAUGUGACGCGUUUAUCAGCGGGCUAUUAUCAAACCCCAUCCGUCAGCGGCUUUUUAAAAAUAAAACACUCGAUGUGAGUACCGCUUAUGACAAGGUCAAAGCUCUCGAUCUAGCUCAACAACAGUCUCAAACAUUCGCCCAAGCCACUCCUUCAAUCUACGCUGCCGCUUGUCCUGCAAAAAAUGCAACUUGCAAGUCACGUGGCAAACGGGGACAUUUCCAGAAAGUUUGCCUGGCUCCUGCCAACUCAAAGCAUACCGCAGCUACCCCACCGUUCCUCAUCUUCUCCAUCAGUGCAGCCGCAGCCCCUGCAGGCUUUACUAAGGCUGUUACUGAUGAAACAGUCAACGGGUUAGCAUUGAAAGCUCUGGUGGACACAGGAAGCUCAGGAAGUUACGUAUCUGAGGAGAUCGUUUUCCGGAACAAAUGGUCGACAUUGACAUAGUCGUUCCAAGAGCGCAACGUUGAAUUUGCCCGGGAGACGAGUCUUCCGGCCAGUAGUCAGGUGGAUCUUGAAGCGGGCACGUACAAGGGUAUGGGUGAAUUGCAAAAUAUGUUCGUUUGCACUUCAAAAGAUCUGCGGAAAUUCGAUUGUCGUGAUUCGAAAUUGCAGCCCAGCUACGAAUUACAGUUGUUAACCGAAUAUAAGACCUGGAGUUUCACUUCAACGAAGUUAGAUGCCAAAGCUCAAUUUGUUCGUGGUUUCUGUCGUAUUGUGGCGUCGUUGCAACCGCACGUGUUCAAAGAAAUCCAGUUGCUCAAUCUGCCAGCAAGUGUUGAUCUUGCCGCUAUCGAUUUGAACCAAUCACUGGAAGUGUUACUCAAUCCAAAUGCCGGCGACGCGAAUUCACAAGAUCUCGGUGCCUCAACCGAGAAAGGACUGAAUACGUCCGGGGCAACAGAUAACUAUCGUCCAUUAACCACGCGUGAAGAGGAAGAUAUUCGCUUAUUUUUGGACGAAUUGAACAUCGAGUCGGUGCAACACAGUGCUGCCGAACUCACCGAAAUACUGUCCACACAAUUGGCAGAUGUAGAAGGAACCAAUAUUCACUCGAUCAUGGCGUCCGAGUCGCAAGUUUUGCAACUGAUGGCCUCGAUCGAUGUGGCCAUUACGCAUGCGCAACAGCUGGAGCAACAACUGGACGUCUAUCAUCAAUUUUUGGCGGUAAUUUUCCCCGAAUGA
This is a messenger RNA of Echinostoma caproni, 1572 nucleotides long. The record is from the annotation of a GenBank genome assembly. Lineage: Eukaryota; Metazoa; Platyhelminthes; Trematoda; Plagiorchiida; Echinostomatidae.